Molecule: messenger RNA, 2003 nt
Organism: Elgaria multicarinata webbii
Lineage: Eukaryota; Metazoa; Chordata; Lepidosauria; Squamata; Anguidae
Gene: HINT3
Product: histidine triad nucleotide binding protein 3
Exons: 5
Coding region: 1-543 (180 amino acids)
Molecular function (GO): catalytic activity
Source: RefSeq, a predicted model, not a curated record
AUGGCCGGGGAGGAAGGAGGCAGCUCGGGCUCGUCUCCUGCUGCGGAGCCAAGUCCUAGCGGCGGCGUGGUCGCUGGCGCGGCUGAAGGAGCGGGCGGCGGCGGCGGCUACGACGGCAAGUGCGUUUUCUGCCGGAUCAGCCACGGGGAGUUGACGGGCACCGAGUUGCUGCCUUGCGAGCAUGAAGACCUGGUGUGCUUUAGAGAUAUCAGACCUGGAGCACCACAUCAUUAUUUAGUGGUGCCCAAAAACCACAUAGGAAAUUGCAAGACUCUAAAGAGCGAGGAUAUACCAUUAGUGGAAAGAAUGAUGGAAACCGGAAAGUCUGUCCUUCAACGGAAUAAGUUUACUGACUUGAAUGAUAUAAGGAUGGGGUUUCACUGGCCUCCAUUCUGCUCAAUAUCCCACUUGCAUCUUCAUGUCCUGGCUCCGGCUAGUCAGUUGGGAUUCUUGUCCCGAAUGGUCUACAGAAUCAAUUCGUACUGGUUUAUCACAGCUGAGCAACUGAUGGAAAGGCUGAAGGCUGAAAGUGCUACAAGCUGAAAAGCACUCACUUUACUGUGUACAUCUUUUGUUUGUGACCACUGAUUAUAGGGUAGAGUAUAAUUGGUAACAUGCCAGACUUUGAAAACUAUUAUUCAAUUUGCUGCUACACAAUUGUUUAACUCAUUGUUAAACUAACACCGUACACUAAAUUUCUCAGGCAAAUAUAUGAAUGCAAGAACUGUGCACUUUCCAGAGCAUCCAUACCUAUAGAUCAGAAAGUCAAAAGUACGUAUCCCCUUUAAAAAAAAAAUCCUAAUGAAUCCUGUGAAAGAUGUAGUUAAAGUUUACUGUAUGCAUCUGGAUUUAACUGUUUUUUGUCUAAACAAUGCAAGGCCUUUGUGCCUAUACAACAUGUUAGUAACUUCUUUGGCAUUGCAAUGCUAGUGAUAGCUAUGAUGUCUUGGUGCUAAAUCACUUAUCACACAAAUGUAUUUGACUUUACGCACAACAGAGGCAGUUAUGUAUUUUACCAUUUAUUGUUGUUCCCUGCCUCGAUCAAAAUGGAGAGGCAGGCAAAAAAUAAAUUAUUAUUAUUAACUAGCCUUUUUUUCAGAGUAUGACUUACAUCUGUACUUCUAAUGUCAGACAUUACACUGUUGGUAUGUUGGACUAGGGUAAGAUUUUUAUUUGACUGUGGGCUGUUGUAACUUAACUAGUUAAGUGCAUGCAUUAAAUAAUAGCUAGGUGAAUGAUAGAACAGAUUAAAGUAAUGAUUUCUUUGGGCUUAACCUCUAAGUAGGACUUCAGAUUUACAGAGUAUAGGAGGCUUAUGCUGAAAUUAAAUGUUGUCACUUAAAUAUAGCUUUGGUCAUUUUGGAAAUUCUAAACAUGGAAAGGUGCCAGUAUGUAGACAGAUCUUGGAAUCUUGGUCUUAGCAACAUCCACAGCUUGGAAGAUCCAGAACGUCAAAAGUGGAGAUGCUUUAAGACUUAGCAUGAACAGUACAUUUUUGUAAUUUAAUUAUCUGGCUCUUUCAUAAUGUUGCUCUAUGCAGAUACUCAGAACUCUUAAAGAAAAAUGAACUUGAAUAAGCACUUACUGAAAUUGCACAUUUUGGCACCGGCUGCAUUACUAAUGCAGCAUCCAAUUAUUACUUCCACAUGUUUUCAUUAUAUUGGUGUACAGAAUAUGGCCAAAUAAAUUAACUCUUUCUGGCCAUUUCUUAAUAACUUCAGAGUUUUAAUCUUAAUUUAUUGAUGACAUAGAAUGUACUUACUUUGAUACUUAAGCCUGGAUUCAAACUGUUGUUAAUUAAAAUAAUCAAGCAGAUUCAUUUGGUGGGGUGGGGGGAAGCUGUCUUCCUACUGUGUUGAAAUGUUGAAGUAAAUGUGUUAUAGUAUGAAAUGAUUGUGUAUUAUGAUAAUGUGUUUAUGUAACAAAACCAUGAAAUCUACUAUUGGAAACUUAAAGUUAGUGUAAUACUGCUAUGAAAAGAAAAACAAAUAAAAAUGGUUAUC